AUGACAACAGCUUACGCAUCCGCCAACAAUACUGCCGACGUUGAGACUCUCCAUAAGAUUGGCAAUGCUGCUGAGGUUGCCAAUGAGACUCGAACCUUCACCAAAGAACGUGUGGCCGAACUCCAAGAGGGUGUCGACGAGGGUAACAUGUCUUUGCGCUUGUUGUCUUCGAUUGGGGCAUUGAUGCUAAUUGUUGUCAGCGUUUUGACAUCUUUUGCUGAUCUGUUGAUGAUCAACGGAGGAUCCUUCCUCUUUGGAUGUUACGGAUUCAUUUUGGGAUUUGUCAUUCUUAUCUUGGAGUAUGGAAAGCGUGUUCCAGCUUUUGGAAAUAUGGAAUCUAAGUUGUACAAGAAUAUGGGCUGCCUCAAGACUGUCUGGGGGCGUGGUUGCCUCUUGUUCUUUGCAGGAACCGUCGAAUUCGCCCAGAACGAUUUCAUCAACUACGCUGUCGGUAUCUACCUUUGCAGUGUUGGAGUUCUAUUCAUCUUGGUUGGACGCAGUGCCGCUCGCAAGACAGCCACUGCCCGAAGAAACUUGUACACCAGCGAACAAUUAGAGAAAAUGUUUGUUGGAGUCGAUCAAGAUGGUGGUGGUUUCAUCACCAAGAGCCAAUUCGGCGAUUUGACCGUCGAACUGGACAUGGAUCUUACUCGAAGAGAAAUCGAGAUUGCCUUCCGACAAAUCGAUGUCCAAAACGAAAGUCGUAUCGACUUUUCCGCCUUUAUGAGAUGGUGGAAUGAUGAAGCCACUGAAAAGUUGGACAGCUUUAUCCCACCCUCUGAUAUGGCAUAA
Molecule: messenger RNA, 792 nt
Organism: Cylindrotheca closterium
Lineage: Eukaryota; Bacillariophyta; Bacillariophyceae; Bacillariales; Bacillariaceae
Source: the annotation of a GenBank genome assembly